This is a messenger RNA of Haemonchus placei, 540 nucleotides long. The record is from the annotation of a GenBank genome assembly. NCBI's taxonomy places the organism in Eukaryota, Metazoa, Nematoda, Chromadorea, Rhabditida, Trichostrongylidae.
UCAUUCGGUUCAUUUUGUUGGUUUCAGACACCACUUGUCACUCUGCUGCUGAUAAGAAAACUAUCAGAGAGAAUUUUCUCAGUAUUUGAUUUUAGUAACCACAUACAUGGUACCGCUCAAAUGACAUUCUGCCAAGGGAUUUUCCAUCGAAUGAAACCAUGGGGUUUUCUAUGGUUGUGUUUAUUUAUAGGAGUAUAUGGUCUCAAUACAGCUCUUUUAGCACUUCAUUUCGUUUACAGAUACAUUGUUGUGUGCAGGUCAGUACUUUGUCUAGAUAAUGUUAUACCAAAAAAAGUGGAACCGAACAAUACAACAAUUUAUUGGCUACCGACCAUAGGCAUGGGCCUGAACUUCCUUAUGAUGAUAGUCACAUUCGCUCUGAUGUUUUUCUGUGGCUUCAAAAUAUAUUUUGCCUUGGAGAAAUCCUCGAUGAGCAAAAAAUCAAAAGUACUUCAAACUCAGCUUCUAAAAGCAGUGGCCAUUCAGGUACCUUGCUUUGACAAGAGGAUUUUGAAGUACAUAGAUUCUUUAGUAACAUAG